UAGGAGAGCACUUCCGGUAGCCCUAGUUUUCUCUUUCGAUCUCGCCGCUUCUCGGAUCCCGCGUUGGGGUGUGUUGAUUGCCGUGGCGUGAAUUUCACGCGCACAGGAUUGCCAUCACCACAAGGGCACCGCCACAGCAGCAGCAGCGCACAGCAACCCCAGCGGAGGGGCGAGACAGAUCGUCAGCGAUGGACCCCGAUCAGUUGAGCAAGCAUUUUGUGGAGCACUACUACACCACCUUCGACACCAACCGCCUGGCGCUCAUCAAUCUGUACCAGGAGGGAUCCAUGCUGACGUUCGAGGGAGAGAAGAUCCAGGGAGCUCAGAGCAUCAGCAACAAGCUCAACAGCCUCCCCUUCCAGCAAUGCAAGCACAACAUCUCCACUGUCGACUGCCAACCCUCGGGACUGUCCGGCGGUUGGGUUGUGUUUGUGAGCGGGAAUUUGCAACUCCCUGGAGAGGAGCAUUUGCUGAAGUUUAGCCAGAUGUUUCAUCUAGCUCCCACACCUCAGGGGAGUUUUUACGUCUUCAACGACAUUUUCCGGCUCAACUAUGCCUAAAGUCAGUACAUCUGGACAGAAAGUUGCGGCCCCAAGUAGAUACUUUCACACUUAGUUGAGGUUAUGGGUUUGACGUUUGAUAAUCGUCAUAAUACUGGCUCAGAAAUCACCGUCUUUCUUCCAGGGGGGCGACUUUGUUAUGCUUAUUUGUGGAUGAGAUUCCUCAGACUGAUUUUUAGGAACACGGCAUGUCAUCGGGGACCUUUGUGCGGGAUGAUGAACUAUCACGGUUAGUUUGGAACUUAUACAUGAUUAGCUGCCGCUGGAUGGAGGAUCCAGUAAUGUUUUAGACUGUCCUCUAGAAAUACUCUUGUGGUGCGUUACUCCAAUUUUCUGGAGAUCCGUGACUGGCACGCUUUUGUAACUCAUCUGCUGUCUUUUUGCUUGACGUCUGUUAGAUUUUCUCCUUCUUGCUGUAAGAACUAGGUGUGGUUUAUCUUUUCUCCAUGGUUUGUCAUGGAACUUCGAGUUUGAUAAGGAUUGGAGGUUAAGAUUUACCUUUAAUCAACUACUUAUUGUAUGGAGGGAAAAAGUAAAAAUGUCUCCUCCCUUUUGGAUCGUAUUGAUGAUUUAAGUGCAUGAUGAAAAUGAGAGGCUAUUAGAUUCUCA
Molecule: messenger RNA, 1169 nt
Organism: Physcomitrium patens
Lineage: Eukaryota; Viridiplantae; Streptophyta; Bryopsida; Funariales; Funariaceae
Product: nuclear transport factor 2B
Biological process (GO): nucleocytoplasmic transport
Source: RefSeq, a predicted model, not a curated record